GAGGGGGCGCUUUUCGCCAGCCCCCUUGCAGCCUCGCUCAUCACUAAAUAAUGCUGACUGUAGUCUUCGUCUUCUGGAUAUUAAAAAAGAAUGCAUUUGUUUGUCUAUUCUUUUUGACCAGUGAUGGCCACCCCCGAGAGAUGAAUCCUAGCUACAGAAAAUGUCUUUUAUUUGCACAGAUGAAGAAGAUAAUAACAAAAGCACACGGCAAAAGACCAAUCCCGACAAGACGCGCAGUCUGAAGGCAGGUCGGGUAUUCCUCUGUGAACCCUCUCACAGCUCUAAGACAGAUGUCCAGGUCAUGAGAACCAAAAGGAAAGUGGAGGACGACGAUUCGGUUCCAGCCAGGAAGAAGCUGAAAAGUUGUGAAAUUAUUGAGGUCGACAAGGUGUCAUCGAGUACUUCAGGGGACAAUGAAAGCCUGCUAUGUCCUGAAGUGGACGCAGAACCACAUUUCCAAGCAAAGGAUGGAGAAGAAAACGAUGAUGGUGCCUCAGGAGUUUGCUGGGCUCAACUGGAGCUCAAAUAUGUGCAAGAAAGACUUCUAGCUGAAGGAGGCUGUGGAUCUGUAUUUGCCGGCUACCGCAAAGUAGACAAUUUCCCAGUAGCAAUCAAGCACAUCCCAAAAGACAACAGUUUAAGUCUACAGAAAAAUAAAGACAGAAUCAACAUUUCCUCAGAGGUUGCGGUUAUGAAAAGGCUUGCUAAACACAAGCCCGAGGGCCGCUCACCAUACGUCACCCUGCUGGACUGGUACGACUUGGGCCGAAAGAUUAUUCUGGUGAUGGAGAGGCCCAUUCCCGCUAUGGACCUCACUGAAUACCUUUGCAAAAAAGGAGGGCGCCUUGAAGAGAGUGAGGCUAAGGUAAUAAUGAAACAGCUUGUGGAUGUGGCUCUAAAACUUCAGGAGCAGCGCAUCUUCCACCGUGACAUCAAAACAGAAAACAUCCUUAUCGAGAGAACCCCCGAUGGUCUUCACGUACGUAUCAUUGAUUUCGGUCUUAGCUGCUUCACCAAGAAACGAUCGCUCUACAGACUAUUUUUUGGAACUCCUACACUGGAACCCCCAGAGUGGCUCCGCCAUCAAUCUUACCGGGCUGGCCCCACUACUGCGUGGCAGAUUGGUACGGUACUCUUUGAAAUCCUCCACGACGACGUGGAAUUCCAGACAGAAGGCUUCCUCAAGGAGGAGAUAAAAAUUUGCUCAAAGUUAUCAAACGGUUGUCGGGAUUUCCUGAAGAAGAGUUUGACCGCAGAGCCUGAAGAACGGCCCACCCUGAAAGAGCUUCGACAUCACCGGUGGCUGAGUGAACCCCGGAAGGGUCACCAUGAGCGCCGGGAUGAAGGUCACCAAAACGUCAGCUUCAAAUACAGUUUUAACAACCAACUAAAACAGUAAAUGCUAUAAAGUAAAGAUUCUUGUCCAUCUACCGUUUGUCCAAAUUUCAAGUCCAAAUUUUCAGCUUUUACAGACGAGAGCAAUGCAUGGUGGUAACACUUUAUUGUUAUCAGAUG
Molecule: messenger RNA, 1515 nt
Organism: Corythoichthys intestinalis (scribbled pipefish)
Lineage: Eukaryota; Metazoa; Chordata; Actinopteri; Syngnathiformes; Syngnathidae
Product: serine/threonine-protein kinase pim-2-like
Exons: 10
Coding region: 161-1399 (412 amino acids)
Biological process (GO): negative regulation of apoptotic process; regulation of mitotic cell cycle; protein autophosphorylation
Cellular component (GO): cytoplasm
Molecular function (GO): protein serine/threonine kinase activity; ATP binding
Source: RefSeq, a predicted model, not a curated record